Messenger RNA from Phalacrocorax carbo (great cormorant), 3307 nucleotides. The record is from RefSeq and is a predicted model, not a curated record. NCBI's taxonomy places the organism in Eukaryota, Metazoa, Chordata, Aves, Suliformes, Phalacrocoracidae.
CCCCCGCUGUCCCCCUCCCUUGCAGGUGAGGAGGACGAGGAGGAGGAGGAGGAGGAGGAGGCUGAAGGCGGCGGCGGGGAGGCCACCCCCCGGCCCUACCGCUGCGGCGAGUGCGGCAAAGCCUUCGCCCAGAGCUCCAACCUCCUGAAGCACCGGCGGGUGCACACGGGCGAGCGGCCCUACCGCUGCGGGGAGUGCGGCAAGGCCUUCGGCUGGAGCUCGUCGCUGCUGGAGCACCGCAAGGGCCACGCCGGCGCCAAGCCCCACGCCUGCGGCGAGUGCGGCAAAGCCUUCAGCCGAGGGUCCACCCUCCUGGAGCACCAGCGGACCCACACCGGCGAGAAACCCUUCCGCUGCGGGCAGUGCGGCGCCCGCUUCAGCCAGAGCUCCACCUUGGUCCACCACCGCCGGACCCACACCGGCGAGCGGCCCUACGGCUGCCCCGAAUGCGGCCGCGCUUUCGGUCGUAAGUCCACCCUGGCCACCCACCGGCGGACCCACACCGGCGAGCGGCCCUACGGCUGCCCCGAGUGCGGCCGUCGCUUCGCCGUCAGCUCCGACCUGGCCAAGCACCGGCGCGGGGCUCACGGCGGGCACCGGUGCCGGGACUGCGGCGAGCAGUUCCCCCGGCCGGCGGCGUUGGCCGGACACCGUAAGAAGCAUCACGGCGGCGACGCCGGGGAUCGGGGCGCCGCCGGCGAGGACCGCGACGGCGAUGACCGCGGCGACGACCGGCCGCACCGCUGCGAGGAGUGCGGCCAGGCCUUCCGGCACGGCGGCACCCUGCUGCUCCACCGGCAGACCCACGCCGGUGCCUUCGCCUGCCCGCUCUGCCCCGAGCGGUUUGAGGGCAGCGCCCAGCUGGCCCGGCACCGCCGGCGGCGGCACGGUCCGGCAGCCAAGCCCUACCGCUGCGAGGCUUGCGGCAAAGCCUACGCGCAGCCGGCCGGGCUGCGGCACCACCAGCCCGAGCAGCCCCUGGGCUGUCCCCACUGCGGAGCCGCCUUCCUUUGGAGCUGCCGGUUAGCCCGGCACCUCCGCGCUUGCCGCCCGCCCGCCAAGCCCUACAAGUGCCCGGAGUGCGGCAAAGCCUUCGGGCAGAGCUCCAAGCUCCUCCGGCACCAGGUGACCCACACCGGCGAGAAGCCCUACAAGUGCCCCGAGUGCGGCAAGAUCUUCAGCCAGAGCUCCAACCUGGCCGAGCACCGGCGGACCCACGGGGCGGGCGAGCGGCACUUCUGCCCGCUCUGUGGCAAGGGCUUCGCCCUCGGCUCCUACCUGGCCAAGCACCGGCUGACCCACACCGGCGAGCGGCCCUACCGCUGCACCGAGUGCGGGAAGGCGUUCCGGCAGAGCUCCAACCUCAUCCAGCACCAGCGCACCCACACCGGCGAGCGACCCUACACCUGCGGGCUCUGCGGCAAGAGCUUCUGCCAGAAUUCCCACCUGGCCAAGCACCGGCGCACCCACACCGGCGAGCGGCCCUACCGCUGCGGGGACUGCGGCAAGAGCUUCCGGCAGAGCGCCAACCUCCUGGAGCACCGGCACACCCACACCGGCGAGCGGCCCUACCGCUGCGCCCAGUGCGGCAAGACCUUCGGGUGGAGCUCGGCCUUCAGCAAGCACCAGCGCACCCACCUCGCCUGGGGCCACGCGUGUCCCUUCACGUGUUCCCAGGGACCACCCGUGUCCCUUCACAUGCUCCCAGGGGCCACGCGUGUUCUUGGCGUGUCCCCGCCAGCCUUUGCGGCAGGAAGCGCCGUUCUCCCGCCACCAUUGUCCGGAACGGGCAAAGAGCCGCCGUUUUGGGUCGAAAAACACCCGGAUUGGGCCUGGCAGCGCCGGGAGCUGCCACAGCAGUCGCGGGGGCAGGCCAGCGCGAUGGAGCCGGGGGUCGAGCCGUGCCCUCCCCGGGAGCGGGGUGACGGGGACCCCCCUACAGAGCCCUGCGCAGGCGCCGCGGCGCCGGCCCGCGGCGGUGGUCGCCCACGCGGCUUCAUCAACCUGCUGGGUCUCCUGGAGGGCGGCCGGACGCCGCCGAAGCCCUACCGCUGCACCGAGUGCGGGAAGGCCUUCGGGCAGAGCUCCAACCUGAUCGAGCACCAGCGCACCCACACGGGCGAGAAGCCCUUCACCUGCGGCCAUUGCGAGAAGAGCUUCAGCCGCAGCUCCACCUUGGCCGAGCACCUCCGGACCCACACCGGCGAGAAGCCCUACACCUGCCCGGUCUGCGCCCGCGCCUUCAGCCGCAGCUCCACCUUGACCGAGCAUCACCGCACCCACACCGGCGAGAUGCCCUACGCCUGCCCCGAGUGCGGGAAGACCUUCGGACGGACCUCCAACCUGGUCAAACACCUCCGGACCCACACCGGGGAGAAACCCUACGGCUGCGGGCGCUGCGGGAAGACCUUCAGCCUCAGCUCCAACCUGGUCAAGCACGAGCGGACCCACACCGGGGAGAAGCCCUUCUCCUGCGGGCAAUGCGGGAAGCGCUUCAAGAAGAAGACCCACUUGGCGUCCCACCAGCGGACCCACACCGGCGAGCGGCCCUACCGGUGCGGGGAGUGCGGGAAGGCCUUCGGGCAGAGCUCCACGCUCAUCGAGCACCAGCGCACCCACACGGGCGAGCGACCCUUCCGCUGCGGCGCCUGCGGCAAGAGCUUCUGCGUCAGCUCCAACCUGGUCAAGCACCAGCGCAUCCACACCGGGGAGAAGCCCUACGGCUGCGGGCGCUGCGGCAAGCGCUUCCGCUACAAGCCCCAGUUCACCCGUCACCUCAAGGUCCACCCCGACGGGGACCCGGCGUGCGGCCCCUAGCGCCCUUGGACAAGGAUCGGGGACGUUCACCAGGACGGGAUGGGCGCCAGCAUCCCCGCGGCGGGGUCCGUCGUGGGGGAACCUCGUUAGGGCCUAACGAAGGAGCCCGGUAGCAUGGCACGGUGUCCACCACGCGAUGGUUGGACCUUGGAGGUGGGUUGGGGACACUCCGGGGACUCAGCGGGACAGGACGGGGUGGUGGCAUCUCCAUGCCGUGGUCCAUCACGGUGGCACCUCGUUAGGGCCUAAUGAAGGAGCGUGGCACCUGGUGGCCCUCACCGCCACACCGUGCCCACCACACUACAUCUGGGCCUAAAGCGGGACCUUGGAGCCACCCUGGGGACACCCAGGGACACCUGGGGACCCCCUGGGGACCCCCUGGGGACACCCAGGGACAUGGCAGGCUGGGGAGGGGUGGCUUCCCCGCAGUCCCUCGUCGCGGCGCCCUCGUUAGCGCCGAGAUGGCGGCAAUAAAGGACCUGGAGCAUCA